AUGGGCGAGGCAAGCAUCGUCGCUUCCAACUGGCGCCUCGUGGAGGUCGGCCGCGUCGUCCUCCUCCAGGGUGACAGCCCGUACGCCGGCCGUCUGGCAGCUAUUGUCGAGAUCAUCGACCACAAGCGCGCUCUCGUGGAUGGUCCCGCCUCAGACUCCAAGCUCGCCGUUCCCCGGCAAGCAAUCUCCCUGUCCGAAGUUCUCCUCUCCGACUUCGUUAUCGCCAAGCUGCCCCGUGGUGCGCGCACAGGAACCGUCAAGAAGGCUUGGGAGAAGGCCGAGAUCGACUCAAAGUGGAAGGAGUCCAACUGGGCCAAGAAGCAGCUGCAGAAGGAGCGACGGGCGCAGCUGACCGACUUCGACCGAUUCAAGGUCCUCCGCCUCAAGAAGCAAAGGCGAUUCGAGCAGCGAAAGGCUCUGGCGAAGGUUAAGGCUUCAGCAUAA
Molecule: messenger RNA, 444 nt
Organism: Phaeoacremonium minimum UCRPA7
Lineage: Eukaryota; Fungi; Ascomycota; Sordariomycetes; Togniniales; Togniniaceae
Product: putative ribosomal protein l14 protein
Exons: 2
Coding region: 1-444 (147 amino acids)
Biological process (GO): ribosomal large subunit biogenesis; translation
Cellular component (GO): cytosolic large ribosomal subunit; ribosome
Molecular function (GO): RNA binding; structural constituent of ribosome
Source: RefSeq, a predicted model, not a curated record